AUGGCGUCCCGCCGCGUCUCCCGCGCUCUCUUUGUGCCCUCUCCUCGCCCAGGCGCAGCGGCCGCUGGCCCCUCGGCCGCCGCAGCCGCCUCUGUGCCAGCGGCCCAUGCGUACUCACUGCGCACGCGCAGUGCUCCAUCCACAGCACCUCGCAGUGACGAGGACGAGCCGGAAGACAUCAAGCCCAAGGGCAAGGGCCGGCAGAAGGAUGGCGCCGACGAUGCAGCCUACUCCGACUCAGCCGUGAAGCGGGCUGCGCCCAGCGCCUCGCCGGCCAAGCGGCGCUCCAGUGCAUCCGCCUCGCCGAACAAGAAGAUCGCCGGCAUCAAGCGUGCAGCAGACUCGCCUGAGCCGCUCUCUCCGCGCAAGACGAAGCUGCCUCCCAAGCUCGAGCUCUCGCAGGAGGAGACCCUCCCGCCGCCGCCACACUGGGAGGAGACGCUGCGUGUCUUGAGCGCACAGCGCACACGCAUCGUCGCUCCAGUCGAUACGAUGGGCUGCGAAGAGAACGGGAGAGAGGAGAGAAGGGCGGACGCCGGCCGGGAGCGUGAAAGCGACGAGGAGGAGAAGAAGAGAGAGCGCCUGGCAGUGCUGAUCGGGCUGAUGCUGAGCUCCCAGACGAAGGAUCCAGUCACAGCUGCCGCGGUUCGCGCGCUGCAGACAGGGCUGCCGGGUGGCCUGCAUCUGGAUGCCCUGCUCACCGUCUCGCCGGAGUUGCUCAACGGGCUGAUCAGCAAGGUCGGCUUCCACAACCGCAAGACGCACUACAUCCGCUCCGUCGCUGCGCUGCUCGCGUCUGACUUCGGCGGCGACGUGCCGCGCACGCUGGCCGAUCUGUGCAGCCUGCCGGGCGUCGGGCCCAAGAUGGCCUUCCUCGCGCUGCAGGGUGCCUGGGGCGAGAACGUGGGCAUCGGCGUCGACACGCACGUCCAUCGCCUGACCAACAGGCUGGGCUGGGGCCCAACAAAGGAUGCAGAGGGAACGCGGCUGCGGCUGCAGUCCUUCCUGCCGAAGUCGCUGCAUCGCAGCAUCAACAAGACGCUGGUCGGCUUCGGGCAGAUCAUCUGCGUGCCCAUCGGGCCUCGCUGCGAUCUCUGCGACCUUGCACCCACAGGCCUGUGUCCCUCAGUCCGCACGCUCGACCCCAAGCGCGCAGCCGCGCGCGUCAAGGUCGAGCUCCUGCCGCUGGCCAAGGAGGAGGUGAAGCAAGAGGAGCAGCUUGAGGCGGAAGCAGAACAGCAGAUACGCGCCGGCGGCGUCAAGAAGGAGAAGCUCGCCUGGUGA
Messenger RNA from Tilletiopsis washingtonensis, 1284 nucleotides. Its product is annotated as DNA glycosylase. The transcript is spliced from 4 exons. The coding region runs from base 1 to 1284 and encodes 427 amino acids. Lineage: Eukaryota; Fungi; Basidiomycota; Exobasidiomycetes; Entylomatales. Gene Ontology annotation, cellular component: nucleus. Gene Ontology annotation, molecular function: oxidized pyrimidine nucleobase lesion DNA N-glycosylase activity; DNA-(apurinic or apyrimidinic site) endonuclease activity; DNA binding. The record is from RefSeq and is a predicted model, not a curated record. Gene Ontology annotation, biological process: base-excision repair, AP site formation; base-excision repair; nucleotide-excision repair.